Sabethes cyaneus is the source of this 1419-nucleotide messenger RNA. RefSeq names its product cytochrome P450 4C1-like. Lineage: Eukaryota; Metazoa; Arthropoda; Insecta; Diptera; Culicidae. The coding region runs from base 28 to 1419 and encodes 463 amino acids. Gene Ontology annotation, molecular function: heme binding; monooxygenase activity; iron ion binding. The transcript is spliced from 3 exons. The record is from RefSeq and is a predicted model, not a curated record.
UUAACCUAUCGUCGAUCGCGAAAACGCAUGUACGAACUGGCUGCGAAAAUACCGGGGCCGUUCGAUUGGCCUUUGAUCGGAAGCAUACAUUUGGGUAUCCGGUACGGCCCACAGGAAGUGUUCGAGUACCUGCUGCAACUUCUGCACACAAUCAAAACGCCAGUCAGGGCCUGGUUGGGACCGGUACUAAUCGUUUUUUUAGACCGGCCGGAGCACAUAGCAGUGAUUCUAAAUUCCCAACACUGUGUCAAACGAUCGAAAUUUUAUAGCUUUUUUCGUUUUGAAAAAGGCGUCCUAAAUUCCGAACCAAAUCUAUGGCGACUGCUGCGUAAGCGAUUGAAUCCAACUUUUUCUUCGACGAUCGUCAACAAUUUCGUGCCGGUUUUUAAUGAACGAGCGGAUAAACUGGUGAUGAAUCUCGAAGCAUUUGUCGGCCAGGAAGCAUUCGACAUGCUGCCUAAGGCAAGUUGUUAUUCACUGUCCGCGAGCCUGCUGAACUUGCUCGGAGUUAACGUACGCGUUGAUGACACCGACUAUCAAGAACAAAUGUGGUUAAUUAUGUGGGGUAGAAUAUACAAACCAUGGAAUCACUUGGAUUUUAUCUAUCAGUUUACGAAUAACUUCAAGAAAGAAAGAAACCACAUACGGAAAUUGCGAGAACUUUCAAAUGAGAUUUACAAUGAGCGCCAAUCGAAGAAAAAUGUACAAAUGAUAAACCAGCAGGAGAAAGUGUCUGUUCAGCAAGAUACACUAAUCCAGAGGUUGGAAAGAAUGGCAAUCGAUACACAGGAAAUUGAUAAAGACGUUUUGAUGCACAAUAUUGACACAUUCUUGUUUGCUAGUAAUGACACAACUUCUAGUGUAAUAGCGACUACCCUACUGAUGAUGGCUAUGCACCCAAAAGUGCAAGACAGGGUUCACCAAGAAGUAAAAGUAGUGAUUCCUCCCAAUGGCUACAUUGCAGUCGAAAAUCUUUCCUCGUUGGAGUAUCUGGAAAUGGUGAUCAAAGAAUCAAUGCGACUUAUACCAGUAGGAGCGCUGAUUGGACGGAUUUGCGAGCGGGAAGUUCAGAUUGGAGAGUGGACCUUACCGGCUGGAACGGAGGUCAACAUACCUAUUUUUAAACUGCAUCGAGAUAAAACGAUUUGGGGCGAUCGCUCGGAGGAAUUCGAUCCGGAUAAUUUCCUACCCGAACGUUGCUCUCAAAGACAUCCCUACUCCUACCUUCCAUUUAGCGGAGGCAUACGAAACUGUAUCGGAAUGAAGUACGCCUGGGUAUCGUUGAAAAUAGCGCUAGUGAAGCUAAUCCAGCAAUACAAAUUUACAACGGAUCUGACACUAAAAGACAUUAAGUUUCAAGCAGCACUCGUGUUAAGCAUCACCAAUCGGCACAUGAUGCGAAUAGAGCGCAGAACAUAA